AUGAAGGUACUUUUCCGUCAGGCAACCGUCGUAACGGCGUUCCAUCGCCAACUCACUUUCAGUGCGUCUUUCUGUUCGCCGUGCUUAUCGGCUCCGUCUUUUGCGUCGAACGCGACUUCUCCGUGCGUGUCAAGGGACAGUUCCUGUGCCAUGACAAACCGUCCGUCAGUCUGCCGCUCGACAUUUACUACCAAUCGAACAUCAGUUCGUUUCUCCGUCUGCCACGUGGCAUUCAAUUCUCUCUUUUCAGUGCUUUACCCCGAUUACAUGGCUCGGUUCACUGACGCGGAGGGCAAGUUCGAUCUGGCCGCCAACAUCAAAGUAGAUGUACGUGAACACUCCCAGAAGAUGUUCCGUCUCAUCCGAUUUAUUUCAGGAGUACAUGAUCGAUCCGUACAUUGUGUUCCGUCACGAUUGCUGGGAAAGACCCGAAAUGGUUUAGAGAAGUCGAGGAUUUCAGUGAAAAUCGGACUGUUUCAGCCGGGAAGAUGCAAGCGGAAGAUCAUGUGGAGGAUUCCGGGAAUGAAUGUCACUGCCAAGAAGGUGCCCGAAGAGAAUAGAGUUAAUCGAAUGCAACGCGACUUUUCAUAAAGUUUUCGACUUCAGAUCUUCAACAUCGGAACCGUCGACUUGCGAUUCAAGCAUGAGCACGAGGUUCGCACUAUUUGUGGAAUCGGCAAGCUCUCAAAGAAAUCACCUGAAUAA
Messenger RNA from Caenorhabditis sp. 36 PRJEB53466, 705 nucleotides. The record is from the annotation of a GenBank genome assembly. NCBI's taxonomy places the organism in Eukaryota, Metazoa, Nematoda, Chromadorea, Rhabditida, Rhabditidae.